GGGGCUCCCCAAGCGCGGCGGGGAGCUCCAGGGCUGGGGAGGCUCCCCAUAAGAUGGGGAGCCGCUCCAGGGCUGGGUCUGGGGACUCCAGCGCGGGGUCUGGGGCGGUUGCUCAAGGGGGUGUGGGGAGGGUCUCUAAAGGGGGGAGUGCCCAAAGAGCUGCGCAUGCGGCUCCUUUUCCCAUCUCCCGCAAACUUUCGCGCAUGCGCACGGACCCUCCUUGCCCGCCCGCAGAGAGGCACACGCGCACUUCCUCGCGCGCCAUCCUCCUCUCCGGGCAUGCGUAUGGAAACCCCCCCUGCGUAUGCCACCGCCCUUCCCUGACGUCACGGGCGCUCUCGGCCUUCCCAUUGGUCGGCCCGGCGAAGUCUCCCAGCAUGCUUCGCGACUCGGACUAUUUAUGCCCCACCUGCGAGCUUUUUCGGCCAUUUACUGUGAGUUGCCGCAGGUCUGGUGGCCCUGGUGCCUGCCCUGUGCCCAGGCAUGGAUCACACCAGCUGCAGGUGCCUGCAGCUUCUCUGCAGGUUGAAAGGCUCCUCUGUGGAGGCUGGGCUGUGGCUGUGCUCAUGGAGGCAGGACCCCUGGAGCCUGGCAGUGGUGCUAGGAGGGAACAUUGCUGCUGGCUUCUGCCCAGGCUGAAGAUCCUUGGCGAAAUCAUCUGGCUGCAGUGACUAGGCUGUGAGUGCCCCUCCCAUGGCUGCCUGGCACGGAAGAGAAGAGGCUGGAAUGAACCCUCUGGAGUGCAGAAGGGGAGAGCCGAGCUCCUGGCUUGGAGGUGACCCCCACAUGGUUGGAGCACUGAAGAGGUGAUGUGGCUGCAGCAGGAACACGCUCCUCUCCUCCCCCUUGCUGUGUACCCAAAGGGCAGCUGGCCGGGCAGGGAUGAACCCAGCUGCUGUCUGUCUGUACUGGGCCUACUGAAUAAAAACACCUCUGUCCAAGGCA
Molecule: messenger RNA, 945 nt
Organism: Alligator sinensis (Chinese alligator)
Lineage: Eukaryota; Metazoa; Chordata; Crocodylia; Alligatoridae
Exons: 9
Coding region: 54-671 (205 amino acids)
Source: RefSeq, a predicted model, not a curated record